This is a messenger RNA of Amoebophrya sp. A25, 525 nucleotides long. The record is from the annotation of a GenBank genome assembly. NCBI's taxonomy places the organism in Eukaryota, Dinophyceae, Syndiniales, Amoebophryaceae.
GUAAGGACUUAGCUAGAAAACUAAAACAAUGGCGGAUGGCUAAUUGCGCGCCGCUUCGACGGUGUGGCCAGUCCGUCAGUCUAAGUGGUGACUGUCGCGGCUGCUGCCUCUAUUUGUUGCCGCUUCGUGUUCUGGGCUUCGGUUCAAAUGAAACGUCGACCACCCACAAAAAACAGAACAUAGGGGGGAGCCGUCUGUCACGCAGUCGGGUCAAUAUGCACUAUAACUAGUGGCUCUCUGCCUCUUCUUCUCUUUCUAUGUUCCGCUGAUGGUGUGGCUAAGUAAUGCUCAGCGAUGCUGUUUGAGUUUUACGAUUUAUUGAAUUUAGGCCAAGCCUUAAUGCGGUAGGCUCUUCUAGCUUCGUAGUAGCGUAUGCUUUUGCUUGUUUGACGCGGAUCCGAGUUCGACUUGCGGCAGUGCAGCCCGCAGGCUAACUCUACCAAACAGCGGCAGACACCUAACUAAUUCCUCCCCGAAAAAAAAAAAAAGCUGGACUGAGGACCAGGGCGACAUACAGGGAGACCC